AUGUCGUUGAUGAUGUCUCUGGAAUGGAUUCCACGCGGUGCCUCGGCCGACGACGCGCCGUGCGCGGCGGCGAGCGGCAGCACCGGCGGCGGCGCGCUUGGCGCCGCGGCGGCCGCGGCCGCUGCCGGACCGGCGCAGCUGCCAGUGCUCCCGGACAUCGACCUGAAGCCCGGGGAAGCCACAGACCCCAAGGCCAAGAGCCUCGCAUUCAAUGGCGUCCUCUCGCUGCUGAAAGCCCUUGACCUGGACAGCGCCACAAGAUCGCGCGUUUUCAAAGUGCUCAACGCGCUGUUCGCCGACCCGGGCUCCGCGGCCGUGCGGGCGCAGCUGCCAGUGCUCCCGGACAUCGACCUGAAGCCCGGGGAAGCCACAGACCCCAACGCCAAGAGCGUCGCAUUCAAUGGUGUCCUCUCACUGUUGCAACCCCUUGAUCUGGACGGUGCUACGAGAUCGCACGUUUUCAGAGCGCUCAACACGCAGCUCGCCGACCCGGGCUCCGUGGCGCACUUUUUGUCAGUGCGGUACCAGUUCCUGCGGCGGUGCUGCACAGAGAACAACGCGGACGCGGCGAGGGCGGCCGUCCAGGAGAUGGCCGCAGAGUCCGCCUCGUGA
Monoraphidium neglectum is the source of this 612-nucleotide messenger RNA. RefSeq lists its product as hypothetical. The transcript is spliced from 2 exons. Lineage: Eukaryota; Viridiplantae; Chlorophyta; Chlorophyceae; Sphaeropleales; Selenastraceae. Bases 1 to 612 code for a protein of 203 amino acids. The record is from RefSeq and is a predicted model, not a curated record.